Molecule: messenger RNA, 1505 nt
Organism: Chanos chanos (milkfish)
Lineage: Eukaryota; Metazoa; Chordata; Actinopteri; Gonorynchiformes; Chanidae
Gene: tmem250
Product: transmembrane protein 250
Exons: 2
Coding region: 270-689 (139 amino acids)
Source: RefSeq, a predicted model, not a curated record
UGACCAGCGCCUGACACAGGCAGAAUGCAGGUUUUUAUUCGGCUCUGCAGCCACUGUAAUUAUCGAUUGCCUAUGCCAUGGAGACACCAGAUUCCAUAGAGGAUAAACCCUGGUUGUGAGAACAAUAGGUGUUUGCUCUGUAACCAUGCACUACUCUCUGAGCUCUGAGACCCAAGCCCCUGUAUAACACCUUGCCAAACCCAUGAGGCCUGCGAGGAAGAGAGCUGACGUCAGGCUAUGCCGAGACCAGGGGCUCGCCUAGCCCACUCAUGCCUGUGAUCCCCAUCCCGCGGCGGGUGCGCUCCUUUCAUGGCCCCCACACCACCUGCAUGCAUUCGGCCUGUGGGCCGGCACGUAGCGCCCAGCUGGUUCGGACCAAGUACAACAACUUCGACCUGUACCUGAAGUCCAGAUGGAUGUACAGUUUCGUCCGCUUCCUCCUCUACUUUGGCUGCAGCCUGCUCACCUCCCUCCUCUGGGUGGCGCUCUUGGCCCUCUUCUGCCUGCAGUACCUCGGCGUACGCAUCCUCCUGCGCCUUCAGUACAAGCUUUCCAUCAUUAUGCUGUUGCUGGGUCACCGGCGUCUGGACUUUGGCAUCCUCAACGACCUCUUCAUCUACAGCAUGCACAUCACAAUGUUCUUGGUCGGAGGCCUGGGAUGGUGCUUCAUGGUUUUUGUAGACAUGUAAGGUUUCGUGAGCACCAGGGACCGAUCCAGAUUGGGUUAAGAUCCUAAGGGUGGCCACAAUGUGCCAUUUCGUGGGGUGCUGACUGAACUUUGUUAUCUAUCAAGUACAGGACUGCCCCUAAUAAAUAAUGAAAUCAGUAGCACCCUCAGAAGAGGUGAAGAAAAUCCAGUGUGACCCUAAUUUAUUCCCACAUAGUCACAAUGCGGUUCUGAAAUGGUAUAUAAAGGUAUUUUAUACAAUAAACACAAGCAGUCUUGUGUUGUACCGAUUAUGUGAGUAUAUUAGUGUUCCAGCAUCCUUUAUCUCUUCAGUGACCGUAUCUCUGUAUGACUUUCCUGUCCGUGUUGGAGUGAACAUCUCCGGUUGGCUUUUGAAUAAGUGAUCUUCAGUCACAUGCUUUGUUCUGAAUCCCUCCAUCUCAUGUUGGGCGAUCUGUUCAGCUUUCCGCGGCUUACUUAGUCCAACCAUACCAAACUAUUUUAACGGUGCCAACCAGUUCAAGAGACCCAAUGCCUGUUUUUCUAUUGUGCCCAGUGUUGUUGGUGCCCAGACUGGCAUGAGCUUGAAGUAGGUUAGGAUAAUUCUCCAUUGUUCUAGGAUCAAGACAUCAUAUGCCUCAUGCUAGGCCUGAGUGUGGCCCUUUGUCCUGAAAAUGAAAGGACUCCAAUGACAUUUUGGACAGGACAUUUUGCACGUGUCAACACACACAGCAACAGGGUUUUAACGUCUACCAACAUGCUGAUCAUGCAUCAGUGCUGGCGUACGCUAGUGUGAACUAUGUUUUUUAUGUUUGGAAUUUUGUUUUGUUUUUUUUGU